UUCCAUGGGUCUCUAAUUUCCCUGCCCGUUCGAAUUCUCUCUUACCCAAAUCACCCCUUCUUCCCACUAUAAAUCUGCUCGUUUUCCCUGCUAUUCUUUUAUUUCCCUAUAAGCUCCGUUCUCCGUAGAGUUAAAUAUCAUAUCAUAUCAUAUCGGAAUCAAAUCAAAUUAAAUUAAAUACUCACAAUCACCCUCUCAAUCUCGUACUAGGCUUGCUAGCUAUAUCUUCCAAGGUUCUGUUGCUUAUAAAAAGUUGAAGGAUUCUGAAGUAUAAGAGUUUGUUGUUUGAUCUGUGUGGUUUGGAAUAUGGCUGGGAUUUGUUGUGGUGUUGUUGGUGACGCAGAGAAUCCAGCUACAAUUGAGCCAACUUCUUCACGGCCUUUAGCUCGCCGGAGUUUGGACCUCCUGCCGUUGAAAUACAUUGCCGAUAUGGCGGUUCCGCCGCCCGAGGGCAGCCGUAAGCGGCAGAAGCUGGAUCUCUCUGCCUCUCCGGCGAGGGAGUGCGAGAACGCAGUUGAGAGUUCCAAAUCAAACUCUAGUAAACUCAAAGAAGAGCUUAACAUCAAGAAGGAAUCAACAAAUCACGAAGCAAGUAGCAGUUCGGAAGUACCAACGUUAAUUUCUAAGGAGAAAAACGAGGUUGUUGAAGAGUGUCCCAAGUACGGAGUCACAUCGGUAUGUGGCAGGAGGAGGGACAUGGAAGACGCAGUUUCGGUGCGUCCCUCCUUCUGCCAAGUUCAAAACGGCACAAACACAAACGAUCAAAACGACGUGCCGUUUCACUUCUUCGGUGUAUAUGACGGUCAUGGAUGUUCACAUGUUGCAACUAUGUGCAAGGAGAGGCUUCACGGGAUUGUGAAGGAUGAGAUUGGAAAAUCUCAAGAGAACUUUGAAUGGAAAUCCGCCAUGGAGAAAAGCUUCACUCGCAUGGACGACGAGGUUCAAAGCUGGAGCCAUAGCAAUCAAACCUCCACAUGCAGGUGCGAGCUCCAAACACCUCACUGCGACGCCGUCGGCUCCACUGCCGUCGUCGCCGUUGUCACGCCGGAGAAAAUCGUCGUCUCCAACUGCGGCGACUCUCGCGCCGUUCUCUGCCGCAACGGUGUUGCCAUCCCCCUCUCCAGUGAUCACAAGCCGGACCGACCGGACGAGUUGCUCCGAGUCCAAAACGCCGGUGGGCGCGUGAUCUAUUGGGACGGUCCAAGAGUGCUUGGGGUGCUGGCCAUGUCAAGAGCCAUAGGUGAUAACUAUUUGAAGCCUUAUGUGAUUUCGGAACCGGAGGUGACGGUUACGGAUCGGAGUGAGGCGGAUGAGUGUUUGAUUCUGGCGAGUGAUGGGCUUUGGGAUGUUGUUUCUAACGACACGGCGUGUGGGGUGGCCAGGAUGUGUCUGAAGGCGCAGAAGCUGCCGUCGCCGCCGGGGUCUCCGGGGAGGGAUGUGGCGGCGGAUGGAUCUGACAAGGCGUGCUCCGACGCUUCGAUUCUUCUGACGAAGCUGGCUUUGGCGAGGCACAGCUCCGACAAUGUUAGCGUGGUGGUGGUUGAUUUGAGGAGGGAUCAACGUCAACAACAAAGUUGAUUAAAUUAAUUAAUCUUAGCGGACAUGAUUAUGGAGGAGGAAAAAAAUAUUACUACUAAUGGAACCGUCCAUGACCACUAAAAUGGGCAGUUUGUGAAUGAAUGGGCAUAACGCCUCCAUUUUACAGGAUUUAAAUAUUAACAGAAAGGGGGGAAAAUGGAGUUGUUAUUCCAUGUGAUAGUAAUGGUCUAAUGGAGUUUAAGUUAAUCUAGGUUUUCUGUUUUAAUUUUAAUUAAAAAGGGGGGAGUUUUAAGUUUCUCGGGGCGGGGGAGUGUCAAGAAAUUAUAGAUAAAAGUUUAGUGUAGUUAAAAAAAAGAAGUGUCACCCAAAGGGCUUAAGUAGGCCUUGUGACACGUUUCUGUGUUCGUAUGGCAAUUAGUGUACUUUUGCAUUCUA
This is a messenger RNA of Arachis stenosperma, 1974 nucleotides long. RefSeq names its product protein phosphatase 2C 37-like. Gene Ontology annotation, molecular function: cation binding; protein serine/threonine phosphatase activity. The record is from RefSeq and is a predicted model, not a curated record. Gene Ontology annotation, cellular component: nucleus; cytosol. The transcript is spliced from 4 exons. NCBI's taxonomy places the organism in Eukaryota, Viridiplantae, Streptophyta, Magnoliopsida, Fabales, Fabaceae. Bases 307 to 1578 code for a protein of 423 amino acids. Gene Ontology annotation, biological process: protein dephosphorylation.